CAAAUUUAUCCAAUACUGUAUAAACCAAAAUCCACCCCUAAAUCUUCUUUUAAAAGCUAGAAUUAAAAGCACACUGCUGAACCUAAUUGUCUCAUUUACUAACUCCCAGAGUGCAUUUCGCUUCCAUGGAGGGAUAAGUCAUGCGUGACAUAAGCGUGAUGGACCUAAGAACGAUGAAACUAUGAGAAAUCACUAUCCAAAGGAAUGCAAACACGCCAGCUUAAAGUGAUGACGUCACACAAUAUGUCAUCGCUUAAAAAGGAGUUGCAAAAGAUCAGCAAAAUUGCAGAUUAGGGAGACUGUAAACAACACUUUCCAUGAGAGAUUCUGAUUUAAUUAAGAGAAAACCUGCAGACAGUUUUUAAAAUUGAUUCUUUCAUGACUGUGACUUGCAUUUGUUAGUUCAUGGUCAUCAAUUGUAUGAUUUUGAAUUUAUUUAUUUAAAUAGCCAAUUAAGCCAGUGAAAUUACCAAUAAUUUUCAAGACCUGUAAUUGCAAUGGUGAAGAUGAAAUACGAGGAGCCUACAAAAUACUUUAUUCUCUUGACUGUAGUUAUAAAGAGGGUUCAAUAAGGUUGUGACUUUUAUGGUUAACAUUAGGCUUUUCUAUGGCUAAUGGAUAGUUUCUUACCAUUAUGGCUAACAGAAAUUUAAAAACAUUCUCACUGUUUUCAAAAAGUUAAAAUUGAUACACAUUGUUAAAAUGAAUAAGAAUUUAGUAACUUUUUAUGUAGUAUAUCCGAGGUGUAAAGACCACCAAAUUGAAGACAUAGAGACACAGAGUGACAGUCAGAACAGUCAAAUAUUCUGUUAGCUCUUUCCACAACUCAUAAGGCAGACGCCUCAAAUUAUCAGCCUUUCUGUGUACCAAACACAUGAAAUUCCAGAGCUGAAAGAUCCCCUAAACGUGGCUGUGAAUGAGACAAACAUUCUUACAGGUAAUGGCUCAAUCUGAAAUGUUUGGCAAAGUCGGUAAUGCUCUGACAAGCAAGAUGGUGGAAGGUGUUGUCGAAGAAGGACAAGAAGUAAAGGUUAAGUCAUUUUUAAAGAAAAGUAUUUUGUUAUCAUUUGGUCAUCGGCAUAAAGAUAAAGUUGAACGAAAUAAAAGAAUAUACUUUUAUUUGUGAUAAUGAUUAGAAAUUAUUAUUUGAGCGAGUGAUAAUUUUUAAUUUACUUUAUUUUUUAACAUUGCUCUCUGUAUUUUUAUCUCUUAGAACAGAUCUGGAUACUUAGGCACUAUACAUUGUAUAAAUAUCUAUUAUUAUUAUUAUUAUUAUUAUUGUUAUUAUUAUUAUAUUGUAUGUAUUUCUGACUUGAUUCAAGUAUAGCUUAAAUAUGAACAGGGUAACUAAAUCUUGUAAAGUUUGUGUGGAUCAACAUCAGAAUCAAGAAAAGUGCACCCAUUACUAUUACUAUUACUAUUCCUACACCUCAGUCAAAGGUAUUCUGGAAAAUGCUGGUGUCUAGGUAGAGAAAAUCCACAAGGCAUACCAAUAUCAAGACUUGAUGGAAACAUUGAAACAAGCCUUCUCUCUCCCAGUCAUGUAUUAUGUUUCUAGGUUAAUCUCUUGUAUGUAUCAGACUGAAUUAAAAAAUUAAUAAUAAUUAAGACCACAAUAGAAAGGUAUAGCUAUAUCAGUGGUGGAAAGCUUUGUUCAAAGGUGAUACAAUGACAUCUCUUUCUUCAAUUUGUGUUGUAUUUGAAUGAGAAUUGCAGAGUUUGAGGGAGGAGUUCCUUUUGAAGCAAUGAUGAGAAUAAGUAUUCAAUUGGUUUCAUGGAAGGGGACAUCAGGGUUCUGAACACCGCAACAUCACCAAAAAAAUUGACGAGCACGGCGUCAUCAGGGGAGGGCUCAUGGGGCUAGACACAUGAUGACAUUGUUUAAAUGUCUAAUACACGUAUUGUUUUCCCAGAUUUUAGAAAUCAAACUGGAAUCCUCUGUUAUGGAAGAACUGAACGUCCCAAGGAUGAUUGACAAAUACUUUGGAGCUUGUAUGCAGCCAUCUAAACACUCAUCUACAGUAAAACACUGGUUGUACUCCUUGUUGGGCACCUUUGCCGAAGUAUUUCCAGAAUUUAUGCUCAGUCACUCAGACCGGCUUGUUUCUAUUUAUAUCAGUGUUCUUAAGUCACAGAUGACAAGCAAGGCCAAGAAACCAGAUAUGCCUAUUAUUGCUGGAUGCUUGAGAGGUUUGACUUCCUACCUGACAAACUUCACACAAUCUGUUGAAGAAGGCUCUAGGUAUGCCAAAGACAUCUACAGCUACACAAUAAUGGCUAUCAAUCCACAAGACAGUCUGAGUCGUUAUGAUGUACCAAAGGCUGGCUUGUACCUGUUUGCAAAACAUGCAGCUCAGUUCAAGGAUUAUAUUGCUAAAGAUCAUGAGGUGAUAUAUGAAGCAUUUUAUCGUUGGUGUAAGCAUCAAAACAAGGAAUUAAGCUAUGCUGGAUAUGUAGCCAUGGAGGCAUUUCUGAAGCAGAUGUCAGAAUACUUUGUUUCGAGGUGUGGGGACAAAUCAGAUGUGGCAAUGUUCAAGUAUUUUAUCAAGACGUUCCGUGCGAUUAUUGAUUCCGCAUCCAGUGAUACAAGACAGAUGUCGAUUGCAAUAAGGGGUUAUGGAUACUUCUCCAAGCCCUGCAAACUGUUCAUGCAAGCCGCAGAUGUGAAGUUCAUGUUUAGUAAGAUGAUGCAGAGAAGUGAGCAGAAAUAUUUUGGACAAGAUGAACUGGUAGAGGACAAAGUUCAGCAUCUUCCAAGCUUCUUAGAAGCCCUGUCUUGCAUUGUUGAGGAGAUGGAUGAGAUUUCUGACUCCAUCCUCGCUUCCCUGGAGAGACUGGUUGUGGUUUUAUUUAACAACCUCACAAGAUUGACAAAGGAAUCCAGAUUUAUCUGUGGCAAGUCCCUUGUGAGGAUGCUUUAUAACCUCUCUUCCAAGGGUGCAGUACUAAGGCGUUUUCUUUCAGAAGUAGUAUACCAAGGUCUAAUAAGAACCUGUUCACAUCCAGUUGCUUUAGAAGAGGUAAAUGAAAUUGGUGCAUCAGUGGACAAAGAGAUCAGUGAUACUUCAACUCCCAAGAUAUCUUACAAAGAUUACUUGGAGCUGUGGGAAUUUCUCUUGGAGAAGAGCAAGUUUAAGGAUGUCAGCUUGUUAGGACAGAAACUUGAACAGCGUGAAGCCAUGUAUGGGAUGGUGUAUGAUGAAAUGGUAAAGGCCAUUCUUCGUAUGAUUCAUAAGCUGGAUUUGUCUUCUAUGAAGGGUUCAUCAUCAACACUUGAGGAUGACGAUAUUCCUGCUACUGCCAGUACUUCCACCACUGAUGCUCCAGUCUCGCCUCUGGAGAAAGAACAAGUGUCGUUGUCUGAUCCAGUUGUAGGACUUCAACCCAAAGUUCCUAAAGAUUUCCAGAUUUUCAUUAAUCUUAUCGAGUUCUGCAGGUGUGUUCUUCCAACAUACUCUGUGACAUUAUUUGAGCAGUGGAUAUACAUAUUUGGCAGAGACAUAAUUGUCAUGUCUACAAGGUUUCCAGUUGUCAGUGGAUUCUAUAAAUUGUUGGAAGUUUGCAUGAAAAUCUGCGACAAGCUGUUUUUCUUCAAGAAUGUAAAGGUGGAAAGUCCAGACCUUAACAGUGAAGACUUAGACAUGGAAAUUGUAGAUUCCUCUGACUGUAUGACAUGCUUUGUGCUCUUUCACAAGUUCACAAAAGAGGUCCUUAUUAGAAUGCAACAGUAUAAAGAUGAUCUGUUAGCUUCCUGUUUAAGACUUGUUCUAUCACUUCCUCUUGAAGUAGUCGUUCUGGAUAUUGCCUCCUUGGUACCUGCAUUAAAGCUUACCUUUAAACUUGGCCUAAGCUUUACUCCUCUGGCUCAAGCUGGACUAGAUGCCUUACAGAGGUGGACCGCUUCUCUUCCUCCUCAUGUUUUGAAGCCACAUCUACCUGAAAUUCUUCCUUGUUUGGAUGGCUUCCUUAAGACACCAGCUGAGUACAGUGAGGAACCUCAGUCAUCUGAAGAGUCCAAGACAGUAGUGUUAAGUGCAGCAUCCCGGCCUGGAUCACGAGGCAGGAAAAUUCCUUUAAAACUCUUGAAGGUGAAAAAGCAAUCACAGCCUCAGACAAGCAUCAGUCCUUUAGUCAAGAUUCGGCAUCAGAUUCUUAGACUGUUGGGUUCUUUAGGAGGUCAGACAAACACGCUACUUCUUGGCAACCCAGACCCUUCAAAGGCAGUGACAUGGGACACUAAUAACCAUCUGACAUUUGCUGUCCCUUUUCAAGACAUGAAGCCUAACAUUUAUUUAGAUCCAUUGUUGCCACGAGUUGUAGAACUUGCAACAACAUCUAGUGAUAGACAAACAAAGGUUGCAGCCUGUGAAUCUCUUCACUCUCUUGUCCUCUACAUGCUUGGUAAAAGUGUCACACAGCCUCAAGGGACCAAGAAGAGUCCAAUGGAAAAGUUAUGGAAGCAUGUAUUUCCUACUCUCCUGCAGUUAGCAUGCGACGUGGAACAGGUGUCUGAGCAGCUUUUCAAGCCAUUAGUUUUCCAGCUUAUUCACUGGUUUACCAACAACAGAAAGUAUGAGAGCCUGGAGACCAUGGCUCUGUUAGAUGCAAUUCUGGAUGGUAUAAUCCACCAUGAUAACACUGCAUUACGAGACUUCAGUGCCCAGUGUGUGCGGGAAUUCCUCCAGUGGUCAAUAAAACAGACAAUUGAAAAGCAACUUGAAAAGAGCCCAAUAAAUAUCAAGUCUUUGUUAAAGCGACUCUACAGUCUGGCUCUCCAUCCUAGUGCGGCAAAACGACUUGGUGCUGCACUGGCUUUUAACAACAUCUACACGAUAUUCAGGGAGGAGUCUUCAUUGGUAGACAUUUUUGUGUUGGAAAUCCUUGUAAAUUACUUGGAAAGUUUGUCUCUUGCACACAGUGAUGACCAGGCAAAAGGUACUCGAGAUCAGUGUGUCCAAGUUAUUUCUCACCUGGAGAGAAUCAUCCGAGCAAGAGCACAGCUGCUAAACAAGGAAAACAAGCGAAGAAGAAUUCCUAGGGGAUUUGGAACUUUAAGUGCCAUAACCUUGAUUCAUAUCAUCCCAUGGCUUGUCAAGCAAUGUGGUAAACCAAGCACUGAGUGCCGACAUCAAUGUAUGAGACUUCUCUGUCAGCUGGCACCACUUCUGCCAGGUGUAAGCUCUGCUGCCGAAUGGAUGAAGAAAACGUAUCAAGAUCAUCAAUCAUUUUUUGUUCACAGAUUUGAAGGUGGAGGUGGGGGGCAGAAUGGUAUUCAGCAAUAUCCCACCCUGUCAGAUAUUGGUGGGCCAUUUUCAUUGAAAGAGACAUUCCUUUGGUUUGACAUGCUGCUGGCAGCUCUAGAUUGCUAUACUUGGAGCUUCAGUGAAAGCCUUUUGUUGCCAAGUCAGGUCUUUGCUGACAAUGGCAAAAAGCCCAGUGUUCUGUUCAAGUCUGUGAGCUUUUUCCUGUCUAAAAUGGCCAUGUUGGGCAUCACAGCAGCCAGUAAUUGCUUCACGGCAGGGUCGUCAAGUGUCAAAUCAGAGGUAUUUACACCAAAGGAGAUCGACAGCUAUAACAGGGCAAAGUGUACAGUGAUAGUAAGGAUAAUGGAUUUUGUUACAGUGCUACUCCAGUCUCGGGAAUCUUUGAAGAUUGUUCCAACUAACUUUUGGAGUGAUGAUCUGUUCAACGUUGUACUUAGCUGUACCUUGGAACCUGGAGUGAUUGGAUUCAGCUUGGGGGAUAUUGAAGUUAUUGAAAAGCUGCCAGAACAGACUGGUUCAGUAUGUAAAGUGUUGGCUCAGAAGCUUCCUGUACAGCUUGUAGAAAGAUUUAAAGACAGCUUGGCAAAGAAAAUUGCUCUGGGAAGUCACUGCAAUCUGUUUGGUCAACUUCCACUGCCAUUGUGUGGCCCAAAAGAAUCUCAGGUGGAUCAUCUGCGAUUAGGUCACCUGGUGCAAGGAUACAAACAGCUUCACUCUGCUGGCUUGCUAUCGUCUGUUUUAUCAUCUCAGGGUGGCAGAACAUUAGAACAGUACUCGGCAAAGUUGCUGACUGCAGUGUAUGAAGGUGUUAAAUCACCUUCAAAUGCCAGUUCUCUGAUUAAUCUUACCCCAGCAUCACAACAACUUGCAUCUAAAUUGCUGGAUUUGUCCUAUGAUCUUGGUCUUGAGCAUAAUAUCCUCAUGGAGCAUAUCAUAAAAGAAUCAGCUGAAAAUUCAGGCUCUUCCUUUGGUGUCAUAUUCUACAGAACAUUUCAAACAAGUAUCAAUGGCUUUCUUAUUGGACACGUUAAUGUACACAUGUCAAAGAUCUUAGCUAAAGCUGCCUCGCAUCCAUUUUUGGUUUCAAGCAUGGUGAAUGGAGUACUUGAUCAAGUACUUAGAGAAAAGAUGCUAAGAAGAAGUCAUGGGUCAACUAUUGUAACUGCAAUUCUGAACUGUUGGUCAAGCUUUGAUGUGUGGUCUGGCAUGAUCGACCUCAAGGAGUCCAUGCUGAUGAUCCUUAAAAAGGUCUUGCUUCUAGAUUCAAAGAUGGUAACAGAUUCCGACAGGUUAACCUUCCCAAGCCUGUUUGAGAUGUAUCUGUCUCUCAUUAAUGACAAAUCUACAACUCUUGCUUUCAAGAGUCAAGUACUAGAGCUUCUGCCAUACUUUACCAAAUUAGCAGACGAACACCUGAAAAAACUUAAGCUUGCAUUGGACACUUUUGUGGGAGAUAAUUUUCCAUUGAAGUCAACAGAGUUUAUCAAAGGUGGUCCACAGUACAAUGACUACAUUCAUGCCUUAGAUAAGCUCCUUGCAUCUUUUGUCAGUUCUAGCAGUCUGAUGUUACUUCAGCUGUUAAUAACUAUCAUUUGCCGUGAGAGUCAGCAUAUACAUGAAGAUCAAAUUCAGAAGUCCUUGGCAGCCUUCAUUCAAAGAUUACGACACGUGCCUGAUCAAGCAAAAGAAGCAAUGGACUUGUGCCUCUCAAUAUUUUUGAAUGAGCGAGACUAUCAUCCAGAACGCCGUAGAGCUGUAGUUGAACGUGUUUGCAUCACAUUCCUUUUGAACACAUCUACUGCAGCAAGAAGAAAGUUUUACCUUGGUCAUAUUAAGGAUGUAAUGGCAGUUAUAGAGGCCAAGCAAUUGAGGCCAUCAGAUGCAAACUUUGUAUCUCAAGUGACGUCCAAGUUGUGUUGUUUUGAGCUGGUGGAAAUACUGUACUCUCAAUUUCCUAAGUCUGAGCUGAACACUCCAGAAUCUAGCAUCAACGAGGCUUAUGUAGGAGGAGAAGUCAAAACAGGAAAAGAGUUGACUAUGGCAAUAACAAAGGCGGCUCGUGCAGCGACAGUUGAAGACAUGCGUGGUGAGACCGUUGCUCUUGAACUGAGGAGACAGCACCAUUGCUGUGCUUACAAUGCCUUGGUAGCUCUUAUAUCUUGUACACAAACAGAGCUGAAGUUUUACGUUGGAUUUCUUUUCUCUGAAAAUCCAGUAAAGGGUCAGUUGCUUUUAGACAACUUAGUAGACUACACAAAGACGUAUGAGUUUGAAGUGGAACUUUCUGCUCCCAUUGAGAGAAAAAAGCAAAUGACCACAAUAAGAACGCAGGCUCGCUCUCAUGCCUCAGAAGAAAACGGUCAGAGUGGAACGGCUGAGAUCUCUGGUCGCUCAGUUCAUUACAUGGCUUCACAGUAUCUUGCGGACAGUAGCCUUAGUGAAGAUGUUAGUCAGUAUGAUUUCUCUACACCCAUACAGGCUUAUUCCGCAACUGAGAUAACGGAAGCUUCGAAUAGACGAAGUGAGAGUAGUUCGAGUAUUGAGCAGAAGGAAGAGUCGUAUGAAGUGACUGAAGAUACAGUAGAGAUGGAUGAGUUGAACAAGCAUGAGUGUAUGGCAAAAAUGUCUGCUUUGUUAAAACACUUGGUACAAAAUAAAAUUUCUCCUGAGCAACCAAAGGGAGUAUCACCUUCCGAGAUGCCUGCGUGGAUGUCUCCAUUACACAAGAAACUGACAUCAAGUUCUCACAUGAACAUCCGCCUCUUCAUUGCUAAGCUGGUUAUCAAUGAGUCCAAGAUAUUUGAACCUUAUGCUAAGUUCUGGUUGAAUCCUUUAAUGGAACUAAUCCUACAAAUGAAAGAGAAAGAGCAGCCAGGCACGGAAGGAAUCAAUUACUUUAUAGUGGAUCUUGUCGUCACUAUGUUGUCAUGGAGUACCACUGCAAUACCUCAGGAAACCUCUGACGGUCGUUUUCUAGCAAGCAGACUUGUUGAGUUUCUGAUGUCCAGAACUCAUCACAGGACUCGCUCAGUAUUCAGAAACAAUUUAGAGAUUAUAAAAACCAUGACAGAAGUGUGGAAGACUAGUUUCCAACUACCUACAAAGGUGAUCUUUGAAUCCUUUGCCCAUCCUGACCCUAUGAAGAAAGAUAAUGUUGCUGGUAUUCAGCUGGUUGGAAUCAUUGCUGCAAAUGGCCUAUCCCCCAUCGCUAGUGAUUCCACCAUUGAUGAGGACAGGUUUUACAGCAGUCUUGUCAAUAAUAUGACUUUCAAGUACAAAGACGUUCAUGCUGCUGCAGCUGAAGUGAUUGGUUUGUUAAUGAAGCAGUUGGCAGAAGUACAGAAGGUCGUGGAAGGUCCUCUGCACGACAUAGUCAGUCAGAAGCUUGUGGCUUUAGUAAACUCAGCAAAACCAGAGCCAGGCAAGUUUAUAACUUGCGUGCACAAACUGCAGCUCAACUAUCCUCCCAUUGUUGACAGAUUUGUGAGACAGAUAUUAUUCAUGUUGCCCUCUGUUCAUGGUGAUUUCAAAACUUAUUGUCUGGAGAUUCUUUCUGCAAGAGUGGAGCAAAUCCCUAACCUGUUCACAGAGCUGAAGACCACAGGUUUAAAAGAUAUUUUGGCUCAUAGGGAUGAAGGAAGUCAGGUUGCAAUUCUAAGGAUAAUCCAGCAUCUCCUGAAGAAGAUUGCCAUUCCAGAACUCCAGUAUAUUUUUCCAUCGGUGACUGCUUUUAUCUCUCACCCAAGUGUGUUAUGCAGAGAGCUGAUGUACGACAUACUCAUCUGGAUAUAUGACACUUUCAGAGCGGAUGAAACAUUCCAAGCUGAGGACGGUGCAGCAGACAUUUUGCGUGUUGCUAAAGAUCACCUUCUUCAAGGCCUUGCAGAUGAUAACAGAGAUCUUAAGCUUAGGUUGCGUAAUUUUUGGAGUGAUGAGACACGACUUCCGGGAACAACACUGGAACGUUUGGUUGAAGUUUUACGAGCCAUGUAUUCAAUUAACACUGAGAGUCAGUAUCUGAGCUACACUACAAAUCUGAUUCUACACCUGACGUCCCUCAGCCCUGAUUAUGACCGAAUGGUGUUUGAACAGCCUUUGUCUGAGUGUAAAUUUGAGGAGUACCAAAUUAACUAUUCUUGGCAACAGAGACACUUGACGAUGACACCCCUGUUUGCAGCAACACAAGGUUCUUUUGGCUCCGCAAUGACGCAGACACAGGAAACUAUGUCAGUGGAUGGUCCUCCUGGUUUGAGAGCCACACAGAAUCUACAGUUUACACCAACUCAGGAUCAGGGGAGAUCGCAAGCCUUUGACUGGCUCAAUCCAAGUCAGGGGCCAACUCCAUCACAGUCUCCGAUCACAGCUUCAUCCACCCAGACCCAGUCCUCCUUACUUUUCCGUACUUCCCUGACGAGGGAUCGUCGACAGAUGCUAAAGCCCGUUCCUAGUGACUUUGGUAGUCAAAAGCUCAUGCAGGCACAAGAACCUAUGCACCAACCACAAGCGAGGAAUGAAAAAGACGAAAUAUUAAGACUGAAAAGACGUUUCCUGAAAGAGCAGUCCUAUAAAAGUGGUUUCUUUGCUAAAGAGGCUAUAAAGAGGAACAGACUCAGAGAACAAUCCCUUGAGAGACAAAAAGCUGCUCGUGAAAGCAGUGUGGUGAUGUACAGGAAAUAUCGCACUGGAGACUUGCCAGAUAUUCAGAUCAAAUUUUCAGAACUUAUCGCCCCCUUGCAAGCAGUGGCACAGUGUGACAGUACCUUUGCUAAGCAGUUGUUCAGCACUCUGUUUCAAGCGGUAUUUUCUCAGAUUGAAGAGAAAUUACCGGAGAGGGAAGGCGUUAGUGUUACAUUGGACGUCAAAAAAGCCAUAAAUGACCUGAUGUCUUCCUCGACGCAAUUCUUUCCACCGUUCAUUUCAAGUGUUCAGAGCAUUUGCUAUCACGAAAGGAAACUUUCUGUUGAGCCACUUUCUGUUACCACAGCAUGUUUGGCUAGCCUGCAGCAACCUAUGGGUAUCAUGGUGCUUGAGAAACAGUUACUACAGAUGGAGGAUGAUGGUCAGAGUAGCCGUAAACGAGCUAGGUCUUCCGCUUCCCCAACCUCGGAAGUAACCACAUCAUGGAUAGAACUCGCAAAGUUGUACAGGUCUUUAGGUGACUAUGACGUAUUGAGAGGUAUCUUCACUGGGCACAUUGGCACCCAACCCAUUACCCAGAAGGCAUUGGAAGCAGAAGCGCGAGGGGACUAUUCUUUGGCCCUUAAACUCUACAAUGAGGCCAUUGGAAAAGACGCUUGGGAAAAUGGGCAGCCACUGCAAGAAGAAGAAGAUUUGUGGGAUGAUGCUAGGUUACAGUGUCUUGCUAACCUGGCUAGAUGGGAGGACUUGGAACAGUGCACAGUUGAAAACAUAGACGAUACAAAUCCUCCCGAUCUUGACAAAGUGUGGACCGACACCUUUUUCCAGGAGCACUACCUUCCUUAUUUGAUAACAAGCAAACUGAAGCUGCAGUGUCAGAGAUCUGGUGACAUAUCAUUGAGCACGUUUGUGACCAGAGCAAUGCAACAUAAUGAGAGAGCAGCUUUGUUGCAGAGUCGUCACAGUGAUAGCUUAGCGCUAUUGUACGUUCUUCAUGAUGACUAUGACAUGGCAUCUUACUAUGCUGGUAACUAUGAACAGAACUUCCUCGCGGACUGGGCAGGACUGGACCCUAUGAUGUCUGCUAGUCGCUUUGCCAAACUACAGUCAUUACAGAAAAUGACAGAAAUGCAAGAGUUCCUUGAAUUUAUUGCAAAGGAAGAGAACUUCUCAAGUGUGCUGCCGAUAGUGUCAUUAUUGGACAAGUGGUGUUCAAGAUUACCUGAUCCAAGGCUCCAUUCAAUCGGUGUUUGGGAUGACGUUGUUACCAACAGAGAUGUAUACAUGAACAAAAUCUUGCGGAAAUUUGAGACAGUUGGAGCCGAGGAGAGGUCUGAAUUUAAUCUUGCGGAUAUUAAAGACAGAUAUCUACAGCAUAAAGUUCAACUCAAACUGCAUUUGGCCAAUGCCGCCAAAGAACAGGCAAACUACCCAGUGGCCAACAAAUAUCUUAAAGAAGCCCUUAUUAUGAUACGCCAGGAGGAUGACAACUUGCAGAUCAGUUGGUCACACACAUAUGCCAAAGUACAUCACAGAAAAACCAAAACAUUAACAGCUCUCGAAACUGUGGACACAGCUCUUUUGGUUGCAAAACAGUUAGACAAAUUUAGUGCCAGCAAAAUAUUGGAAAGUGAGCCACUGAGAGGCCUCAAGCAUCACACUCUUAGGAGCAACACAUUUGACAUUUUGACCAAAGCACUCUCCACAGACGGAGGGGUGGUGUUUACUACCUUGGAUACUAACAAGAAAGGUGAAUUAGCUAGACUUUGUGGAGUCAACGCUUCUGAUUCUUCUAAAAAGAUUGUAAGUCAGCUGAUGACACGCUCGUUUGUAUCGCUGCAGUCUGCUAUUAAAGCCGCUAAAAGUACUGAAGAGAAAUGCAAAAGGCCCGCGGCGAGCAGUGGCAUUGUUCAAGCUACCAUGGCAAUGGUCAAUUUCUGUGAUAAUUGUCUUAAGAAGAAAGAAGAAGAUGCUGGUCCACCUAUAGAGGUCGACACAAAGUUAUUUCCUGGUAUUGUUGUGCGGUACAUGUUAAAAGCCAUGUGUUACAGUUCUGAUGAGGCUCGUCAAAAGUUUCCCAGACUUCUUCAAAUAGUUGAGCUGUAUCCUGACACUCUUGAAGCCUUUAUCAAGAAAGCGGCAGAUGUUCCAUCCUGGAUGUUCAUUGGCUGGAUCAAUCAGAUGGUAGCCAUUUUGGACAAGCGGGAAGGGAAAGCAGUGCAUGGUAUUUUACAGGAAUUAACGCGAUCCUAUCCUCAGGCUUUGUGGUAUCCAUUCAAGAUAAGUAGUGAAGAGUUUGUGUUUGAAGACAGUGAUGAUGGAAAAGCCAAUCAAGAGACUGUCAAGGGGCUUCAGGUGGCACUGGAUAAUCCAUUAUUGAAUAACUUUAUUGCCGCGUUAGAGCAACUCAGCAACCCAGAAAUGGUGUUUAAGGACUGGUGUGAUGGGCCCAUGAGACAGUUGUUAGAGGACAAGGACAAGAGAAGCAAUUUACAAGCCAUCAAAGAAUGCUUCGGCGACAUGUUUCGGCGCCUAAUGGAUAGUAGCUCUCAAACUCAAGGGAAUGAGUUUGGACCGUUUAGAAAAAGAUUUGCUAAGGAUUUUGCAAGUGAAGUUCAGAAGUUGUUUGGAAAGGAAGGCGAAAAACUUAAAGAUGUUAAGCUCACUCACUUUUUAAAUUGGUGUAAAGAAAUUCAGGGGAAGAUGGCAGCGUACAGGGCCCGCGUCUCUCCUCCGGGAAAUCUGAAAGAGUACUCUCCUUGGUUAUUUCGUUUUCAGUCAAGUGAAUACACGCACACAUUAGAGAUUCCAGGUCAGUACACCGGAAGGACAAAGCCACUCCCAGAAUAUCACGUUAAGAUCGCCGGAUUUGAUGAAAGGGUGUUGGUAUUGAGUUCAAUACGAAAGCCUAAGAGGCUUAUCAUUCGAGGAGAUGACGAAAAAGAUCACAUGUUUCUAGUCAAAGGAGGAGAGGACUUGAGACUGGAUCAGAGAAUUGAGCAAUUGUUUGGACUUAUGAAUGACGUCAUGGCAGACGAUCCAGCGUGUAGUCAAAGGGGCCUGAGGCUUAGAACUUACCAAGUCAUUCCCAUGACUCCUCGGGUUGGCUUGAUUGAAUGGAUCAAUAAUACCAAGCCAUUCAAAGAAGUUUUACAAGGUGCUAUGACCAGUGUUGAACAGGAACACUACUUGGGAAAUCAUGGUCCAGCCUUUUGUCACAGAAACUGGAUUGCAAAGUUUAAGGGAGAUCCUACUGCACCUAUUCGCUUCUACGGAGAAAUGUACAAGAAAGCAAAUCGAACUGAAACAGAAAGAAAUUUUAAACAGAAAAUUGGUUUAGUGCCAUGGGAUCUUCUCAGACGUGCUUUCACGCAGCUCUCCGUCUCUCCUGAAGCGUUCCUUACUCUCAGGUCGCAUUUUGCGAGCAGUCAUGCGUGUUUGUGCAUAUGUCAGUACAUUUUGGGUAUUGGGGAUCGCCAUUUGUCAAACUUCAUGGUUGACAUGGAAACUGGAGGAAUGAUUGGCAUUGACUUUGGCCACGCCUUUGGAUCUGCUACGCAGUUCCUUCCCGUGCCAGAACUCAUGCCUUUCAGAUUGACUCGACAGUUUUUGAAUCUUAUGUUGCCACUGAAAGAGAGUGGUACUCUAAAGAACGUCAUGGUACAUACACUGAGGGCUCUCAGAAAUAACCACGAAUUGCUCCUUAACACAAUGGACGUGUUCAUUAAAGAGCCUUCUCUGGAUUGGCAGGUGUUUGCUCGUAAACAAGCCAAGGCUCAAGGAAUUAGCACAGGCGAAGCCGACGCAGCGUGGUAUCCCAAGCAGAAAGUACAAAGUGCUAGAAAGAAACUGGAGGGAUUUAACCCGGCGUAUGUUAUGAGAGACGAUCUGCAAUUGGGUCACAAGAACCACCCUUGGUAUAAGCAAAUGGAGUCUGUAUGUCUUGGAGAUGAAACUGUUAACGUGCGAGCCCGUGAACCUGAAAGUGGUUUGUCAGUGGAGUCUGAAGUGGCCUGUUUAAUGGAUCAUGCCAUGGAUCCUAAUGUUCUUGGGCGAACCUAUCAAGGCUGGGAACCAUGGAUGUGAGGCGGACAGUGUAGUAUUGAACUGAACUGAGCUCAAGGGAAUAUGAAUAAAUUUGAGAUCUCUGAGUUAUAGUUACGCAUACCAUUUUAUGGUAGAAGUUUACAUUGUUAACAACUAAUCAUAAUAUAAUCCCAGUGUAUGGGAAAUUUUGAUUAAUCAAAAAAGAUUCUGUUUCUUUGUGACCUUAAAUCUAAAACGUUUGUUUAAGUAAACAAGCGCAUCACACAUUGUGUUUACCUCUUGGGACUAUUAAAUUGAAAAACGCAUUUAC
Messenger RNA from Orbicella faveolata, 14259 nucleotides. RefSeq names its product DNA-dependent protein kinase catalytic subunit-like. Gene Ontology annotation, molecular function: DNA-dependent protein kinase activity; protein binding. Gene Ontology annotation, biological process: telomere maintenance; intrinsic apoptotic signaling pathway in response to DNA damage; double-strand break repair via nonhomologous end joining. The record is from RefSeq and is a predicted model, not a curated record. NCBI's taxonomy places the organism in Eukaryota, Metazoa, Cnidaria, Anthozoa, Scleractinia, Merulinidae. Gene Ontology annotation, cellular component: nucleus.